CGAAUCCAAAAAUGUCUAACACAGCUUUAAGUCGUGGGGAGUACGGACGAUAUCCACGAUUGUCAAGUGACAGGCAUCGCCGCCGGCAUACUCAGCCACAGUCUGAUCGCUUCCAACCUGGCCAGGAUGCCCAACGAUCACAGCCGUAUCGCCAGUGGCUUCCGCGACCCUAUCAACAAUUCCCUCUGCCGUCUCAUCCACCGUCGUUCACGCCAUUCGAAGCGAGAGUCAUACAGAUUUUAGAAGAGCAGAGCAGGAGCCUUCGUGAACUAAGCCUGGAGCUCGUGGAGAGAUUUGAUCAGUUAAAGAGGUUUGAAGAUUUUGGCAGAGACGUUCUCCAGCAACUGUGGUCAUCACAACAAAUCCACCCACAGUCGCAAAUGUCGCCUCCUAACUCGUCUCCGGCGCAGAAUAUCUUCGAAGUUCCUCACGCUCCGGUAUAUAAUUCUGCUGCUCCCGAAUCGUACCCACCGCCUCCCACAGCCGAAUUCGACUUUGAAGGGAACCUGGGGGAUUAUCUCAAUCCUUCCAAUGGUCGUUAGACCAAGGAUAUGUUGGAUCCCAGGGGCUGUUCAUAGGUGCUCGUCAUAACACUAUUUUGGAGCGCAAGGGACAUGCGCAUGUAUAUAAAAAGAAAGGGUGCAGAACCUCGAUGUGCUAUCUUUUCUACACCGAGUCUCGGAGUGGCAUACGUGAUAGCUCGAAAACUUGAUUUGAGCCGUUG
Messenger RNA from Hyaloscypha bicolor E, 724 nucleotides. RefSeq lists its product as uncharacterized. The coding region runs from base 12 to 542 and encodes 176 amino acids. The transcript has 2 exons. The record is from RefSeq and is a predicted model, not a curated record. Lineage: Eukaryota; Fungi; Ascomycota; Leotiomycetes; Helotiales; Hyaloscyphaceae.